Molecule: messenger RNA, 2132 nt
Organism: Rhincodon typus (whale shark)
Lineage: Eukaryota; Metazoa; Chordata; Chondrichthyes; Orectolobiformes; Rhincodontidae
Product: lipoprotein lipase
Exons: 9
Coding region: 244-1473 (409 amino acids)
Biological process (GO): lipid metabolic process
Molecular function (GO): lipoprotein lipase activity; apolipoprotein binding
Source: RefSeq, a predicted model, not a curated record
UAGAGACACAGGCACAAGGAGAGACAGAGAGAGAUAGAGACACACCCAGAAACACAGGGAGAGGCAGAUGAGGAGAGAGAGAGACAGAGAGUAAAGAUAUAAAAGAGCUCCACAAGAGUCGGGAGCAGACAUCUCUGCCUGGGAUCUGUAAAGACAGCUGGAGUAGCUCACUCAGAGAGUUCUGAGGGAAGGAAAGUUACUCUUUCAAAAAAGAAUCGAACCGAAGUGGAAAGCCGGCGACCAAUGGCAGGAGCAGGUUACUUUGCCUGGAUUUGUAUCUUUCUGCCUACGUUCACCGGAGUGUCAGCGAACCAACCGUCCAGUCCCACAGGUCCUCAAACUGAAAAGGACUACAGCAAGGUCCAGACAAAGUUUUCCCUUCGAACUGCCUUGGAUCCAGAGGAGGAUUCCUGCUACUUGAUCCCUGGCCAGCUGGAAACCAUCAGACAGUGCAAUUUCAACCAAACUGCCAGGACAUUCUUGGUCAUACAUGGAUGGACGGUCACAGGAAUGUUUGAGAGUUGGAUUCCGAAGCUAGUCCUUGCCUUGUACGAGAGGGAGGCAGACUCCAAUGUUAUUGUGGUCGAUUGGUUAACCCGAGCUCACCAACACUACCCAGUUGCCGCUGACAACACGAAACUGGUUGGCCAUGAUAUAGCCCACUUUGUUGAGUGGUUGGAGGAGGAGCUGAACUUUCCCUCUGAAGAAGUCCAUAUGUUGGGGUACAGUCUCGGGGCGCAUGUGGCCGGAUAUGCAGGGAGUUACGUGCCCUACAGAGUGGGGCGAAUAACAGGUUUGGACCCAGCAGGGCCGGAAUUUGAAGGGGCUGAGGCACAUCGUCGUCUGUCUCCAGAUGAUGCUGUCUUUGUGGAUGCUCUUCACACUUUCACCCGGGGAUCCCUGGGCCGGAGCAUUGGGAUCCAGCAGCCUGUGGGCCAUGUGGAUAUCUAUCCGAAUGGAGGCAGCUUCCAGCCGGGAUGCAGCUUGGGAAGAGUGUUGGGAAACAUGAGAUCACAAGGAGUGUAUGCUGUGGCUGAUGCCAUUAAAUGCCAGCAUGAGCGUGCCAUCCACCUGUUUAUCGACUCGCUCCUCAAUGAGAACUCGCCAAGCAUGGCCUAUCGCUGCUCCAACCAGGAGACCUUCGAGAAGGGAGUGUGCCUGAGUUGCAGGAAGAACCGCUGCAACAAGGUGGGCUAUGAUGUUCGGAGAAUCCGCACAAAAAGGAGCGGCCGCAUGUACCUGAAGACCGGGGCAGACAUGCCCUUCCGAGUUUAUCACUACCAAUUAAAGAUGCAUUUCUUCAGAGACAUCAAACAAACCGAGACAUCUGCAAAUUUCCUCGUUUCACUAGUUGGAACUUUGAAUGAAUCGAAAGGCCUCCCUAUUCGAGUGAUUGUGUUCUGUGCAGAAAACUCUGCAUCUGUGAAGAUUCAGCCAGCAGAGGAGGUAACUCUUGUCAAGUGUCACAGUUGAUUGACUUGCAAGAAGACCAGCUGAUGAGGUGCGGACAGAAGAAUUUCCUUCUGAUAACAUGUCAGUAUCCCGAGAACAUCAUCCUCUCGACACACACAUCGCAGUCUCUGACCCACCUUCUUUGGUUGUUGGAAUUCUGAAGAAAUCAGAUGGGUGAUUGGCUUAAAAAGGCUCAAGACAAACUGCUCAUGAGAGAACCAAAAAGAAACUCUUUGUUCUGAUAACAAAAAGACUAUUUUCAACAGAAUUUUUCAUACAUUGUGUGCUUUAUUAUCUGUUAUGCAUAUAACUUCCAUUUGACACAUUGUUACAGUCUGACUGUUAUAGGAGUGACAGAACAUCGUCCCAUUACUGUAAGACUGAACUACAAUCUUUUACUGCAGCAUGAACAACUGGAUACAGUCUCACUGCAGUGUGAGUGAUGCAGUACAGUCUUGUUAUGGUGUGAGUAAGUUAGUAUAAGAUAAAUGCUACAGUCUCACUGGAGCUUGAGUGACAUGGUACAGUCUUACUGCGGCAUGAGUGAUCUGGUACAGUCUCAUUACAGCCUGAGUGUAGUGUCAGUCGAUCAGAAAUGGUGUCUAAUGAAUUACUCAUUCUCCGCAGUAUUUAUUAAAUGUAUAUAUAAGAAUAUAUAAAUCCACUUUGUACAUAUGAUA